Messenger RNA from Amoebophrya sp. A25, 575 nucleotides. The record is from the annotation of a GenBank genome assembly. Lineage: Eukaryota; Dinophyceae; Syndiniales; Amoebophryaceae.
GUUCGAGAGCUGGACGAGACAAUGCUAGGCCUAGCGGAGCUCCUGGAGGAAGGAGGAGUCGAACUGCUCAGCAAAGAAGCAGCGUGCCCUUGCCAGCUUUUUUGCACACUUUUUUCCCGAUAACGACGAGCGGGAGAGCCUGGAAUGAUGUUAUGAUUGGUUCUUCCUCCUGUUCCUGAUCCUCUACGUCGUAAGAAGUACUUCUUGUUUUAAUAAUAAUAUGAAUACUCAAUCUUCAGUUAUCUUCAUUGCUGUAUUCUUCAUCAAUUUUUUUUAUCAUCAUCCCAUUCCACCGUGCGUUAUUUCACCGCCAUACCCUUCUUUCUAGUACUAGUACGACUUAGUACUCGUUGAAUAUACAGCAGCAUGCUUCCACGACUUUCAUUUCCCGUCUCGGUUCCAGCACGUCACCACAGCAGGACUUCCUGGAGUUCCAGCAGAAGAUCGCUGCUAUGAAACACGACGCCGUAGGAGACCACCUACAGGGGGAGCUAGGAACGUUUUUGACCUUUGUCAAAGGCUUUGUGGGGAUAGGGAUCCUCUCUUUGCCGUAUGUUAAGGCUUCGUUACCCUAA